Messenger RNA from Abrus precatorius (Indian licorice), 1193 nucleotides. RefSeq names its product GRF1-interacting factor 3-like. The record is from RefSeq and is a predicted model, not a curated record. Bases 299 to 913 code for a protein of 204 amino acids. The transcript is spliced from 4 exons. Lineage: Eukaryota; Viridiplantae; Streptophyta; Magnoliopsida; Fabales; Fabaceae. Gene Ontology annotation, molecular function: transcription coactivator activity. Gene Ontology annotation, cellular component: nucleus. Gene Ontology annotation, biological process: cell population proliferation; leaf development; positive regulation of transcription by RNA polymerase II.
AAAGUACUAAAAUAUUCCUUGUAUUUAUGUUGAUGUUUUUGCUUUCUCGUGAAUUCCAGAAACCUUUUCAACACAACAUCUGAAAGAUCUUGACAAGAGAAUCCCAUUCCAAAACUCACCUCACCUACUCCCAGACCCAGGUCCUAUUUCUCUCGAAGUUCUUGUCUUUUCCCUGAAGGAGUUUCUGUAGAAUGCUCGCAUUUUUGUUUGUUAACCGCCAGUUCUGGUUAUUCUAGUUUUGGAGGAUUUAGGGCUUGUGCUCUUUAUUCAUUUCAGCAUACAUAUCAAGCAGAAUAAGAUGCAGCAGACACCGCAAAUGAUUCCCAUGAUGCCUUCAUUCCCACCCACAAACAUAACCACCGAACAAAUUCAAAAGUAUCUUGAUGAGAACAAAAAGCUGAUUCUGGCAAUAAUGGACAAUCAAAACCUCGGGAAACUUGCUGAAUGUGCCCAGUACCAAGCUCAGCUUCAAAAGAAUUUGAUGUAUUUAGCUGCAAUUGCUGAUGCCCAGCCACAAACUCCAGCCAUGCAGAUGACCCCACACCCUGCGAUGCAACCAGAAUUCUAUAUGCAACAUCCUCAGGCUGCAGCAAUGGCUCAGCAACAAGGAAUUUUCCCCCCAAAGAUGCCAUUGCAAUUUGGUAAUCCCCAUCAAAUGCAGGAUCCACAGCAGCAGCUACACCACCAGGCCAUCCAAGGGCAAAUGGGACUGAGAUCUGGAGGGAUAAAUAAUGGCAUGCAUCUAAUGCAUAGCGAGGCCACCCGUGGAAGUGGUAGCAGUGGUGGUCCUCCUCCAACUCCUGGUCCAAAUGAUGUACGUGGUGGAAGCAAGCAUGAUGCUUCUGAGGCUGGGAAGGGUGGUGGAGAUGGCCAGAGCAACUCAGCUGCCGGGCGUAACAGUGGUGAUGUUUAAUCAUCUUAUUUGAACGGGUCAGGAGAAAAAGUUGUUGUAAAACUUAAAUUAGGAAGUUUAUUUUUGUUAUUUGGUAUUCGUAUAGUAGUAUUAAUGGUUUUAGGCAUGAGUGGCAUAACCAAGAAAUAUGGGUGACAAACCUAUUUAAUAGGCAUCAUGAUUUAUUUUUUGGCAUUUGAAGAGGCAAACAUUUUGCCUAUAAAUACUUGUAACAAUUCAUUUGAAAAGAUGCAGAAAACAGAGAGAGAUUAAAGAGAACAAAGUGCUGCCAACUUUUAUU